Molecule: messenger RNA, 2575 nt
Organism: Monomorium pharaonis (pharaoh ant)
Lineage: Eukaryota; Metazoa; Arthropoda; Insecta; Hymenoptera; Formicidae
Gene: E(z)
Product: histone-lysine N-methyltransferase E(z)
Exons: 12
Coding region: 120-2417 (765 amino acids)
Biological process (GO): chromatin remodeling
Molecular function (GO): protein binding; histone H3K27 methyltransferase activity
Source: RefSeq, a predicted model, not a curated record
UGGUGGCGACCAGUGGCGAUGGUAGCGUUGUCAUGACGAUCAGUGGCAAAUGGCGAUUUAUGUUGUUUGAUGCCAAGUAGUAAUAAUUUUAUGCUCGAGAAUUGUGCAUUUAUAUUACUAUGUCAAAAGCUAAAAUUUCAGCGGAAUGGAGGAAGAGAGUAAAAUCGGAGUAUAUGCGAUUGCGGCAGAUGAAACGUUACAAACGAGCGGACGAAGUCAAAAUCGCGUGGAACCAGAAUCGCAAGGUUAUGACUGAUCUUCUUGUGGCUGAACAAAAACGCUGGACAGAUGGAAAAGCAAUGUGGCUGGCAAUACAAGACAUUCCACCUCAUCUUUCUUGUAUGAAAAAAGCUGAAAUUACUAGUCCUGACGGCGAUGUACAAAGUUGUCCUGUAAAGAUAAUUAAUGCAGUGACACCUAUACCGACCAUGUACACAUGGGCUCCUAUUCAACAGAACUUUAUGGUGGAGGAUGAAACCGUUUUACAUAACAUUCCUUAUAUGGGUGAUGAAAUUUUGGAUCAAGAUGGCACUUUUAUUGAAGAACUUAUAAAAAAUUAUGAUGGAAAAGUCCAUGGUGACAGAGAAUCUGGUUUUAUGGAUGACUCCAUUUUCGUUGAUUUGGUGAAUGCUCUAGCAAAUUACGAAAAAGAUGAUAAGGACAGAGAACAACUAAAAAAAGGGAAGGAGUCUUUAAAGGAGAAAGAAAAUCAAAGGGAAAACGAGAAGAAGGAUAUUGAAAUAAAAUCUGAAGUCAAGUUAGAAAAAAAUGAAUAUGGAAAGACAGUGGCUACUCCGUUUCCAUCGAUGCAUAUAUUUAAUGCAAUAUCGAGCAUGUUUCCCGAUAAAGGAAGACCAGAAGAAUUAAAAGAAAAGUAUAUUGAAUUGACUGAGAGAUCUGAUCCAAAUGUUUUACCGCCAGAGUGUACACCUAAUAUAGACGGUAUAAAUGCAAGAAGUGUACCUAGGGAACAAACAAUGCAUUCUUUUCACACUUUGUUUUGUAGAAGAUGCUUCAAAUACGACUGUUUUUUACAUCCAGCCAGGGGGACCUCGCCGCAAGGUCUCCAAGUUUGCCAUCCAGGUCCGAAUUUGCUGAAACGAAAAGGACCCGAUUUGAAACCAUUUUCGGAGCCAUGCGGGACAGAAUGUUACAUGCAUUUGGAAGGAAUGAAGGAGAAGCUGGCGGCUCAAGCAGCGGACACGAAAGAAGAGGAGGGCGAUGAAAAACGCGGUGGUCCUAGAAAGGUACGAAAACAAGCAAGCGUCGAUUCUGGAAACGAAGCGAGCAGCGAGGAUAGCAACGAUAGCAAUAAGUAUGGACAAGGAGGCAGUUGUCAAGAUUUUAAGCAAAACGUUAAUAAAAACUCCAAAUCUGAAGAAAUGAUGGAAGAUCAAGCGCAACCUGAAAAUCAGACGCCCUUCACACUGUUAGGAAUUGGUAAACGAAUUAAGACAGAAAGCGAAUUCUCGUGGACAGGCUCAGAACAGAGCCUAUUCCGAGCUCUUCAUAAAGCUUUUCCUGGUAAUCCUUGUGCAUUAGCACAAAUUAUGUUAACAAAAACUUGUCAAGAGGUGUAUGAAUUCGCACAAAAAGAGGCUUCGGAUAUUCCUGCUAUAGAAAAUUUGAAGGACUUUACACCACCGCGCAAAAAGAAAAAGAAGCACCGGUUAUGGUCCAUGCACUGCAGAAAGAUACAACUUAAAAAAGAUUCUGGUGCUAAUCAUGUGCAUAAUUUCGCGCCUUGCGAUCAUCCAGGCCGUCAAUGCGACAACUCAUGUCCUUGCAUACAGGCGCAGAAUUUCUGCGAAAAAUUCUGUCAGUGCAGCAGUGAGUGCCAAAAUCGAUUUCCUGGUUGUAGGUGUAAAGCUCAAUGCAACACAAAGCAGUGCCCGUGUUACUUGGCUGUGAGGGAAUGUGAUCCGGAUCUUUGUCAAACUUGUGGCGCUGAUCAAUUUCACAUCACUAAAAUAUCUUGCAAGAAUGUCAGCGUGCAACGUGGUCUUCACAAGCAUCUUUUGAUGGCACCUUCAGACGUAGCAGGUUGGGGGAUUUUCUUGAAAGAAUCUGCAGCAAAGAAUGAAUUUAUUUCGGAAUACUGCGGCGAAAUUAUCAGUCAAGAUGAAGCCGAUAGAAGAGGAAAGGUGUACGACAAAUAUAUGUGCAGUUUUCUCUUUAAUCUCAAUAAUGAUUUUGUUGUUGAUGCAACAAGAAAAGGAAAUAAAAUAAGAUUCGCCAAUCAUUCUAUAAAUCCCAAUUGUUACGCAAAAGUAAUGAUGGUAAACGGUGAUCAUAGAAUAGGUAUUUUUGCAAAAAGAGCAAUUCAACCUGGCGAAGAAUUAUUUUUCGAUUACAGAUAUGGACCGACAGAGCAACUUAAAUUUGUUGGUAUCGAGCGAGAAAUGGAAUUUCUUUAAGGAUUUAUAUUAUACAUAUAAAUAUAAAAUAUACAUCAUAUAUGCAUAUAAGUAAUACAGCUGAAAUAUUGGGAAUGAAAUAAAUACGAAAUGAACAUUUGUUUGACUCAUUUAUUAAUGUAAUAAAGAAAUUUUUUUUUGAUUUUAUAAGUUAAAAA